Molecule: messenger RNA, 2683 nt
Organism: Hypanus sabinus (Atlantic stingray)
Lineage: Eukaryota; Metazoa; Chordata; Chondrichthyes; Myliobatiformes; Dasyatidae
Product: HEPACAM family member 2-like
Exons: 5
Coding region: 50-955 (301 amino acids)
Source: RefSeq, a predicted model, not a curated record
UAACAUUGACCCACUGCUAUUUCAAAUUGAGAUUGUUGGAAGCAACAACAUGAGGUUGCUGCUCAUUACAGCAGUGUUGCUUAUUUUUCUAACAGGUUGGAGCAUGGCCUUAGCAAAUCCACAAAAGUUCAUGGAUGGAAGAAUUAAUCAGACUGUACAGUUUCCUCUGUGCCACAACAUUAGUAAGCCAGAUCAAGUCUUUAAUUUGGAGUGGCGAUUCAUUCAGGAAGAGAUAUCAAGUUCAAUCCUCACAUUUUCACCCAACUCUCUACACCCAUUCAUCUCAGAGACUUUCAAAAACCGUGUGAAUUUCUCCAGGACCAAUGCAGUAUUACUUCUUAAAGACAUACAAACUACGGAUGAAGGAACUUAUGAACUGGAAGUUACAAAUGCAGCCGGGAAAUCGUCUAAACGCUCAGUUUUUCUAACUGUAAAUGUUGCUGUGUCCACUCCGCAAGUUGAAAUGAUCCCUGAGGCUCCACAGAUUGGUGAAAAUGUGACUUUGCAAUGCUCUGCUCAAAAGGGAAAUCGCAUCCAGUACAGUUGGUACCGAUGUGAUCUGCCUCUGUCAAGUGAAAUGAACUAUCAUCUGACAAAGAACAACAAGUCCCUGACAAUCCAAAAUGUGCAGAAAUCUGAUGUUGGUAUCUACAGGUGCAAAGUGGAAAACCGUAUCAGCUCUAAUCAUGUAGAUUUUGUGAUGCAGCUCUGUCUACCAUUGAGUGAAAACCCAGUCAUCUAUGGGCACCUUGGAUAUGGUGGUUAUCUGGGAUAUAUUGGGUACAUAAUCCUCAUUGUGUUGUGCUGCCAGAGGAAGAUACAAGCAAAGAAGUUGUCAACAGAGAGUGAAACAAUUUAUGAGAACAGCCAUAUAAGCAAACAGAUGGCUCUUUCCAGCAUGCAUGACACCAAGAUUUUGUGCAACAUACCAAAGAGCAAGCAAAGCAUGAGAUAAUGCAACCACAUUUUCUCAGAUCUUGCUGUUAAGGUACUGUUUGGAGAUCUACUACUACUUGGCUUAAUUUGCUGUACAGAGAAGAACAUAUGCCAAUCAUUACUGAAAACUCAAGGUUUGAUUCUUUCAGCUCACAUUCCUUGAUGCAUAAUUCCUGUCAACAUAUGGCUUUACUCCAAUCAAAGGAAUUUUAGAUACUGCUAAUUUGACAGAAAAGCAGAAAGUUCUACAGAACUGUAGACACCAUUGUUCAUGCUAUUGCAAAUAAAAUUCCCUUAAUUAGAAUUUAUUCAACUAAUAAAACUGCAAAAAUAAGUUAGUGACCAACAAGAUUCUAUGAUUGUGCUGUUUGUUAAGGCUUUAAAGACAUCGGAGUGGAAUUCGGUCAUUUGGCCCAAUCUCCUGCCUUCUCCCAGUGACACUUCACAGCUUUACUAAUCAAGAACCCAUAAACCUCCACUUUAAUGACUUGGCCUCACUCUGAUUGACCACACUCUGGCUAAAGAAAUUAGAACAUAGAAAUCUACAGAACAUUACAGGUCCUUCGGCCCACAACGUUGUGACAACUAUGUAACCUACUCUAGAAAUGGCCUAGAAUUUCCCUAGCGCAUAGCCUUCUAUUUUUCUAAGCUCCAUGUACCUAUCUAACAGUCUCUUAAAAGACCCUAUUGGAUUCACCUCUACCAUGCACCCACCACUUUCUGUGUGAAAAACUUACCUCUGACAUCUCCAUUGUACCUACUUCCAAGGAAAGAUGAUGAAGGGUCUUGGCCCGAAACAUUGGCUACUCUUUUCUCACAGAUGCUGCCUGACCUGCUGAGUUCUUCCAGUGUUGUGUACGUAUUCUUUCUUACCAUUAAUAAUAUAUUCCAUCUUCAAAUCUGACCUACCAAAAUGAACCACUUCACACUUGUUUGGGUUGAAUUCCAUCUGCUUCUUCUCAGCCCAGUUCUGCAUCCUAUCAAUGUCCUGUUUUAACUUUGACAACCCUUCAGACUAUCCACAACACCCCAAACUUUUGUGUCAUUAGCGAAUUUACUAACCCACCCCCAUCCUUUUACAUCCUCAUGCAGGUCAUUUAUAGAAAUCACAACAGGAGGUCUCCCGGAACAGAUCCCUGUGGGACACUACUGGUCACAGUCCUCCAUGCAGAAUACAAACCAUUUACAGCCACUCUUUGCCUUCUGUGGGCAAGCCAAUUCUGGAUCCACAAAACAUGGUCUCCUUGGAUCCUAUGCCUCAUUACUUUCUGAACGAGCCUUUCAUGGGGAACCUUAUCAAAUGCCUUACCACUCUAACUUCAUCAAUGUUUUUUGUUACAUCCUCAAAGAAUUCAGACUUGUAAGGCACGACCUGCUCUUGACAAAUCUAUGCUGACUAUCCCUAAUUGGAUAAUGUCUCUCCAAAUGCUCAUAAAUCCUGCCUCUCAGGAUCUUCUCCAACAACUUGCCCACCACUGAAGUAAGACUCACUGGUCUAUAAUUUUCUGGGUUAUCUCUACUCCCUUUCUUGAACAAAGGAACAACAUUUGCAAGCCUCCAACCCUCUGGUAGCUCUCCCAUCCCUAUUUGGCUUACUCAUGGGAUGGAUAUACAUAAGUUAUCAUUAUACGCAAAUGACUUGUUAUUAUAUAUUUCUGAUCCUGAGAAAUCCAUUCCUGCAGUUAUAUCAUUGUUAGCUCAGUUUAGUAAUUUUUCCGGGUAUAAAUUAAAUCUUAAUAAGAGUGAA